This is a messenger RNA of Tarenaya hassleriana, 1948 nucleotides long. Its product is annotated as actin-related protein 3-like. Gene Ontology annotation, cellular component: actin cortical patch; Arp2/3 protein complex. The coding region runs from base 395 to 1678 and encodes 427 amino acids. NCBI's taxonomy places the organism in Eukaryota, Viridiplantae, Streptophyta, Magnoliopsida, Brassicales, Cleomaceae. The record is from RefSeq and is a predicted model, not a curated record. Gene Ontology annotation, biological process: Arp2/3 complex-mediated actin nucleation. Gene Ontology annotation, molecular function: actin filament binding. The transcript has 9 exons.
GCAAGAGCACCGUUACGCUUAACAGAGACAAUACAUAGACAUCGAGAUUCAGGGUCCUCUGCAGGGACGAACUUAGUGACGAUGAGGAGAAUUUAUCAUCCGGAUUGUUCGAGUGUUCGUCGUCGGUGAAAUGGGUUUGGCUCGGAGGAAGCAGAUGAACUUUUGCUGGUUGUUGAAUUGUCGUUUUCGCUUGAGAUCCACGUUUGUUUUGGUGUUGCCGUCGAAUGCGACCACUGCGAUAGAGACGGAAUCGGGAUCAUACCUGCGCUUUCUUCGGCGCGGUUCAUGAUCAUGAUCCUUUGUUCCUUUGGAUUCCCAUUCGGAUCUCAGUCGCAGAUCCUCCACCGCCACGCCAAACGCCGUUGCCGUAGCGAUCGCCGCCGUAGUUUUCGUCAUGGAUCCAACUUCUCGACCCGCUGUUGUCAUCGACAGCGGAACCGGGUACACUAAGAUGGGUUUUGCGGGUAAUGUAGAGCCCUGUUUCAUUCUUCCAACAGUAGUUGCUGUUAAUGAGUCGUUUUUGAAUCAGUCGAAGAACUCCUCAAAGUCAAAUUGGUUAUCUCAGCAUAGCGCUGGAGUUAUGGCAGAUCUGGAUUUCUUUAUCGGAGAUGAAGCUAUUGCGAGAUCACGGUCUAGUAGCACCUAUAAUCUUCAUUAUCCAAUUGAGCAUGGCCAAGUAGAGGAUUGGGAUGCAAUGGAAAGGUAUUGGCAGCAAUGUAUAUUCAACUAUCUGAGAUGUGAUCCAGAGGAUCAUUUCUUUCUCCUGACGGAAAGCCCUCUUACUCCUCCCGAGAGUCGAGAGUAUACCGGUGAAAUCAUGUUUGAAACAUUCAAUGUUCCUGGACUUUACAUUGCUGUUAAUUCAGUGCUUGCACUUGCGGCUGGGUACACAACGUCAAAGUGUGAGAUGACAGGGGUUGUAGUAGAUGUUGGCGAUGGUGCCACUCAUGUUGUACCUGUUGCAGAGGGUUAUGUUAUUGGGAGUUGCAUCAAGUCGGUUCCAAUUGCUGGAAAAGAUGUUUCCCUCUUCAUCCAGCAGCUCAUGCGGGAAAGAGGAGAGAACAUUCCACCAGAAGAUUCAUUCGAUGUAGCACGCAAAGUGAAGGAAAUGUACUGUUACACUUGUUCAGAUAUUGUAAAGGAGUUCAAUAAGCAUGACAAAGAGCCAGCCAAGUAUAUUAAGCAAUGGAGAGGGGUUAAACCAAAGACAGGUGCACCAUACUCUUGCGACGUAGGCUAUGAACGAUUUCUUGGACCUGAGAUAUUUUUCAAUCCGGAGAUCUACAGCAAUGACUUCACAACUCCAUUACCCGCUGUUGUAGACAAGUGUAUUCAGUCUGCUCCAAUCGACACAAGAAGAGCUUUAUAUAAGAAUAUAGUUUUGUCCGGAGGUUCAACCAUGUUUAAGGAUUUCGGGAGAAGGUUGCAGAGAGAUCUUAAGAAGAUUGUUGAUGCCCGUUACCUUGCGAAUAAUGCUCUUAUCGGUGAUGAAAUUAAAGCUCAACCCGUGGAAGUUAACAUCGUCAGCCAUCCCGUCCAGAGAUUCGCCGUUUGGUUUGGAGGUUCUGUUCUCGCAUCAACUCCUGAAUUCUUUACGAGCUGCCAUACGAAACAAGAGUACGAGGAAUACGGAGCAAGCAUCUGCCGUACGAACCCUGUGUUCAAGGGGAUGUACUGAAAAAAAGUUGAAGCUUCUUCAUACUAUUCUGUAGCACCAAACAAGUUGCUUGUGGCCCAAGCUAUCUGUGUUGACGCCAUUGAUGGAAUUCAUUCUCACCUUUUGGGAUUUAGGGCUAGGGUUAUAUGGACCAGGUUGGUUCAGGAGAAGAGAUACACCUUGUACGUUAGGAGUUUAUUUCGCUAGAUUCUUGAUAUUAGAAGUCGGAUUCUUGUCUGAAUUUACACGUUUCUCAUUCAUGAUGGUAAAAAAACAUGUUUUAAUCUUUUA